UUAACGGUUACUUCAAUGGCGUCUCCCAUGGGAAUUUCUCUCUCCUCCUCCGUCGUCUUCUUCCUCUGGGCUUCGCUAAUCUCACCGUCUGUCUCACUUACCUGUACGUCACAGACAUUCUCCGGCAACGCCUUGUACCCUCACUGCCUCGACCUCCCUUAUCUCAAAGCCUAUCUCCACUUCUCAUACGACGCCGGAAACUCAACCCUCGCCGUCGUCUUCUCUGCUCCGCCGUCGAAACCCGGCGGAUGGAUCGCAUGGGCCAUCAAUCCCACGGCGGAGGGAAUGUCCGGAGCGCAAUCCAUCGUCGCGUUCAAGGACCCAAAGUCCGCCGUCGCCGUCGUGAAGACCCUCAACAUCAGCUCUUACGCUGUGUUGGUUCCUGGGAAAUUGGCUUUUGACGUUUGGGACACCAAGGCGGAGGAAGACGGCGGUGGAGCGUUGAGGAUCUUCGCUAAGGUGAAGAUUCCGGCGGAUUUGGCGGCGAAGAGGAAGGUAAACCAGGUUUGGCAGGUGGGUCCCGGAGUGAGUCCGACAGGGUUUAUUCAGCAGCACGGUUUCGAUGCGUCGAAUCUGAAUGCGAUGGGGACGCUGGAUUUGUCAGGAGCCGACAACGGUGCUGUCGCCGGCGGCGGAGGAGGAGGCCAGGGUGAUUCCAGGGUUAGGAAUAGGAACAUUCAUGGAAUUCUGAACACGGUGAGCUGGGGAUUUCUGUUUCCAGUUGGGAUCAUAAUCGCUAGGUACAUGAGAACGUUUGAAUCUGCAGAUCCUGCCUGGUUUUACCUCCAUGUCCUUUGUCAGUUGUCCGCUUAUGUCAUUGGCGUUGCGGGUUGGGCUACCGGUCUCAAGCUCGGUAGCGAAUCCAAGGGAAUUCAGUAUACCAGCCAUCGCAACAACGGCAUAGCCCUCUUCGCCCUCGCCACCAUUCAGAUGUUUGCAUUGCUGCUGAGACCAAAGAAGGAUCACAAGUACAGAUUCUACUGGAACAUCUACCACCACGGGAUCGGAUAUUCGAUCUUGAUCCUCGGAAUCUUCAAUGUCUUCAAAGGUCUAGCCAUCUUGAACCCGCAAACCAGUUACAAGACUGCUUACAUUGUUGUGAUCUCCGGUUUGGGAGGCAUUGCAUUGCUCCUAGAAGCGUUUACAUGGGUCGUCGUCUUGAAGAGAAAAUCGAGCAAAUCCACCAAUCCUCUUGGGGCAUGAGGUUUUUGGGUUCAGAUCAAAACCUGGUAAUCGACUAACUUCCAGAAGAUUCAAUCUGUAAAAUGGGUAUGUCUGAUCCGAAAUCUCGAGUUUUUUCCGGAUUUUUUCAGAGAUCUUACCGAUCAGAGGAUCGAUAGCUCGGUCUCGGGUGAUUUGGAAGACUGAAGAAUGUUUGUUGCUGUGUCUAGUGAAGGCUUUCUUCUGGUCUUGGAUUUGUCUAAUUGUAUUCUUUGCCAUUGGAGCCGUCUUUGUAUAGAAAUACAUGUGUAACUAAAACCUAACUGUUCUUUUGUCUUUGGAGCUUUGGUUUUUUUGUUCCUUA
Molecule: messenger RNA, 1525 nt
Organism: Tarenaya hassleriana
Lineage: Eukaryota; Viridiplantae; Streptophyta; Magnoliopsida; Brassicales; Cleomaceae
Product: cytochrome b561 and DOMON domain-containing protein At3g25290-like
Exons: 3
Coding region: 16-1203 (395 amino acids)
Source: RefSeq, a predicted model, not a curated record